CCUUACUCUUAUCUGAAACAUGUUCGAGUUGCUCACGCGCCACUCAUCUGCAACUUGCUUGCUGUCGAGUCGAAUUCGUGCGAUGUUCUACGAGAUUCACUUAUUUAUUUAGUCAAUGUUGAUAUUAACUAGGAAUAUAUUGCUGUGGCGGUAGAAAACGCGACACGUAUCGUGCGUAGGUGGAAUAUUCUGAACACGUUUUAAUUACAUAACUGAUAUAAGACCAUUCUCGUGGGCGGAUAAUCGAAGAAUAUUCUUUUAUCAAAGUCUUGAUCAUCGAUGUGGAUGGAAUGUUGGAGAAAUCACAUUUUAUAAGAACGCGUUUUUCUGUAUUAAGUUUCUCUAAACAGAGAGUGAAUUUUAUGCAAAUUCAUAUUUUUAAAAGAUCCAAACGCAAAUUUGCAUUUAAUCCUCUAAAUAUUUAAUCUGAAAGUUUUAUUUUUUGCAUAUUUAAAUUUUCCACAAAUGCAUAAAUAUCGUAAUCCACUUGGAAAACAGCAACGGGAAAAGAUCAACAAAAAAAUUUAAUUUAUCAGAUGGCCGACGUCGCCGAAAACGCAGCCUUCACUGAUGCAGCGACUGCGAUCUCCCAUGGUAAACGGCAUCUCCUAGUCCGGGACUACACCAUGGCUGUAACCGCAUUAGCACAAGCAUGUCAACUGCUUGCCGAGAAACACGGAGAUACCGCGGACGAACUUGGCGAGCCUUAUUUGCUUUAUGGUCGGGCUCUUCUUGGUUUAGCGAGAGAGGAGGCUGGAGUGUUGGGUGGCGGAGUGCCGGGCACAGAAGAAACUGAAGAAGACGAUGAAGAGGACGAGGAGGAGGCUGAAGACGAGAAAUUGAGCAACGUUGACGAGAAGGAAGAAGAGGAGACUGAAGAGCACACGGACAAUGGAGCAGUCAACGAAGCAAAAGAGAAAACCGCCACUGAAAACAAAACUGAAGAAUCGGAAGCUGAACAGGAACUGAAGAAACCGGAAGUUGAGAAAAAAGAAGAGAAAGUAGAAACGAGCAGUGAAAAGAACGAAACAGAAAAAUCAGACUCUGAUAAGACUGAAGAUAGUAAAACGACGAAAGAAACGGUCGAAAAACCAAAAGAAGAUGAGAAACCUGCGGCUGACUCCAGUAAAGAUACAAGUAAUGCUAAUGGACCUUCUUGUUCAACUGAACAGAAUGGGGUUGUCGAGGAAAAUGGAGAAAAUGAUGGUGAGGACAUAGAAAAGGAAGACGAAGAGGAUGAAGUCAACAAUCUACAGGUUGCCUGGGAAGUGUUAGAACUAGCGAAACUGGUGCUAUUAAAGCGUGGUGAAUCUGGUUGGAAGUUACUGUCCGAUGCUUAUCGACUCUUAGGAGAAGUGGCCAUGGAAGGAGGGAACUUUCAGGGUGCUUUAAACGAUCUACAUCGAUGUCUGGAACUUCUGCAACAGAUUGAGCCGCGAGAGCCAAGGGCGAUAGCCGAAAUCCAUUAUCAGCUUGCAUUAGCUCACUCCUUAGGCAACGAAUUUGACGCAAGUAUCGAAGAAUUUAACAAAGCUACGGAAUUGCUGGAUUCGCGUAUCAAAGAUUUGGAACAAAUGAAAGAACCUCCCAAAACGGACGAUUCCUUCUAUACGGUAGAAGGGGAAAUUCAAGAACUGAAAGAGUUACUCCCAGAGAUCCAAGAGAAAAUCUCAGAUAUGAAAGACUUUAAACAGGAAGCUUGCAAACUCGUCAUAGAGGGUAUCAAGAACAAAGUAGCUGGUGGCUGUUCGAAUGGUGCCGGACCAAGUGGUAGCAAUGAUUCCGCACCUAAAGUUCAAAAACCUGCUAGUGAUAUAUCUCAUUUGGUGCGUAAGAAACGGAAAGCCGAAGAGUCAGAGACAGAGAUUAUAUCAUCAUGCAAAAAGCCGACGCCGGAAAAAGCUGUUUGAAUGAGUUUGGUGCAUCUAAAAUGUUCUUGGUACCUUGUUGCUUCGUUUAGCGAGGUGAAAAUUUGAGGGAAAAAUUUUUAUCGAAGAUGGAAUUUUUAGCGUUGGACCAAAAUAAAAUAAAAAUUGGUCAUCCCACUGAAAAGACUUUGUAUACCAGAAAAGAUGUUUUAAUAGGAAUGAAUAGAAUAUACUAAUUUGAUUCUAUCUCUUUUGUUCGAUGAUUACAGUUCAUGUAUUGUUUGAAAAUCUAUGUAUCUUAUUUCUUUCUUUUCCUCGCUAUUUCUGUAAUUCAUGUAUUUAUUCUAUACCUAAUAAGGAAUUUGCAUCAAAUAAGUUGAUUAUUACAUCCAAAUUAUAAUAAUUUUUUACCUCUUAUUUUCUAGGACAUAUUAAAACAUUAAAACAUAAGGCUGUUUAUGUAUAAGUCAUACUAAUAAACGUUGAAUGCUGA
Bombus terrestris (buff-tailed bumblebee) is the source of this 2361-nucleotide messenger RNA. RefSeq names its product nuclear autoantigenic sperm protein (gene Nasp). Gene Ontology annotation, cellular component: nucleoplasm. Gene Ontology annotation, molecular function: histone binding. The record is from RefSeq and is a predicted model, not a curated record. The transcript has 3 exons. Lineage: Eukaryota; Metazoa; Arthropoda; Insecta; Hymenoptera; Apidae. Bases 537 to 1910 code for a protein of 457 amino acids. Gene Ontology annotation, biological process: DNA replication-dependent chromatin assembly; CENP-A containing chromatin assembly.